AGCUCGAGCCGCAGGGGCGGCGCCAAGAAGGGUGCCCAGGCCCACAAGAACACCUACGCUUUCCACGCCAACAAGAGCUCCAAGAUUACAAAGAAGAUCGCCUCCAUGCCUGUAGGCGGCCUCUGCGAGAAAUGUGUUGAAGUUAUUAUGUGGCGCAAGAAGUUCAAGAAGUACAAGCCCUUGACCACCAUGAAGAAGUGCGUCAAUUGCGAGCAAAAGGCGAUCAAGGACGCAUAUCAUGUUAUAUGCGACAAGUGCGCGGGAGAAAAGAACGUCUGCGCAAAAUGCCUAGAAUCCCGAGAGAUUGUUCCUACCAACAUCAAGACAGAGAAGGAGAUCGUCCAGGAACAAGUCGAACUCGAGAGACUGCUCAGUGGAAUGACAGAGCGUGAACGCAGGAGUUACCUCCGACAGAUGGAACGCAAGAACAAGAGAGGAGGUCAGGAUGAGGAUAAGGACGAGGGCGAAGACAAUGACUCGGACGACGACAGCUCGGACGAGGAGGACGAGGAGGACGAGGAGGAC
Messenger RNA from Gamsiella multidivaricata, 525 nucleotides. RefSeq lists its product as uncharacterized. The annotation marks the transcript as partial. The transcript is spliced from 2 exons. The record is from RefSeq and is a predicted model, not a curated record. Lineage: Eukaryota; Fungi; Mortierellomycota; Mortierellomycetes; Mortierellales; Mortierellaceae.